Messenger RNA from Monascus purpureus, 600 nucleotides. Lineage: Eukaryota; Fungi; Ascomycota; Eurotiomycetes; Eurotiales; Aspergillaceae. The record is from the annotation of a GenBank genome assembly.
AUGGCACCACCAUCAGAGAAGUCUGUUCUGAGCAAUUUUCUCCUAUCUCCUGCUUCUCUGCCGACAGUGAUGUCGUUGCAGAAGUUCACGGAGCUUUUCCCCAAGCGUCUACGGUCUCAUCCGCAGAUAAGAGCUCUAUACAGAGAACUGCAACAACUACGUGAGCAGGACAUGGAGCUCAUCAAUGAGAAUAUUGAUGAAGAAGUCGAAAGGGGCAAAGAGCAAAGGGGAGAGCUACGGAAGGCUAGCAGGAAUCGUGACGUCGAAAGUUUGAAUGAAAACGACCAGCGGGAGAUGGACAUAGAUAUGCGAUUAUUUGGCUCAGAGCCUGCGCUAUCUUCUGAAGACUAUCACUCAUUGUCCAGUCUACUGUCCGAAAUGGAGGCUGCAUGCGAUGAUAUCGAGCGUGAGAUAGCCGACGUGGACGAAGAGGCUGACAGGAUCUUGUCCGGCCUCAAUACGACAGUCGAUGAAAUGAGCGAUUUACGCUACGGAAAGCACCAAGGCCCUGCAGGGCAGACUGCUGAUGAUGUUGUGGACGAGGCUGUUCAAGGCUUGAAAAACCUUGAGGACAGCUGUCAUCGCAAUAGCACGUCAUGA